This is a messenger RNA of Sturnus vulgaris (Common starling), 2157 nucleotides long. NCBI's taxonomy places the organism in Eukaryota, Metazoa, Chordata, Aves, Passeriformes, Sturnidae. The record is from RefSeq and is a predicted model, not a curated record.
AUGGCGGGAGCGGAGCGGGGCGGGGGGCUCGGUCGUGAGGGGCCGGGCUCGGGGGUGGCGGCUGUCGGGGCCGCGGCUGUGCCGAGCCCGAGGGCGGUGCCGGGGGCGGCGCUCGGUGUCCCGGCGUUGCCGAGUGUCCCGGUGUCGCUCGGCGCCGCCGGGAGCGCCAGGAGCGGCGGCUCCGUCCCGGGAGCAGAGCGAGCGAGCGGCGCUGCCGCCGACAGCCACAGCGCGCGGAACUGGUACUGUCUGCUCAGGCAGAGGACUGCAAAGGACAGUCAGAAACGGCGCCUGCGGCUCACCCGGCUGCUCAUCGACGGCGGCGCCUACGUCAACGAGAGCAACAGCCGCGGGGAGACCCCGCUGAUGAUCGCCUGCAUGACCAAACACGCCGACCUGCAGAGCGCCAGCAAGGCCAGGAUGGUGAAAUACCUGCUGGACAACAAGGCUGACCCCAACAUCCAGGACAAGUCCGGCAAGACCGCGCUGAUGCACGCCUGCCUGGAGAAGGCGGGCCCUGAGGUGGUGUCCCUGCUGCUGAUGAGCGGGGCUGACCCCAGCCUGCCAGACCACUCCAACUGCUCUGCCCUGGUGUAUGCCAUAAACGCCGCAGACAGGGACACCCUGGAGGUGCUGCUCAAGGCCUGCAAGGCACGGGGCAAGGAAGUGAUCAUCAUCACCACGGACAAGUCCGCCUCAGGGAGGCAGAAAACAAAGCAGUACCUGAACGUGCCUCCUCCAGACCUCGAGGAGUGCAUUUCCCCAGCUGAUUGCACCUGCCAGUCAGAAAUAGAGUCAGACGAGGGCCCAGAAGACCCAUUCAGCUUUAAAGAGCUGUAUGGGGGACAACAGGGGGACAGCUCCUCUGAAAGAGUGCCACUGAUGACCAAACCCAGCUCCACACCAGCACGGUUCAAGCUGACGCAGGUGCUGCAGUGUGACCCGUGGCUGAAGUGCUGUCCACCAGUGUUUCAGCAGAGGAAAAUGGCUUCUCCUCAAGAACUUCAGGGUGCCAGUCCCAUAGAAGAGCUCUCUUGUAAAACCAGUGGCCUUGACUUGUGCAAGUGUGUCGCCAGCAGUCACGACAGUAGAGACAGGAAGGACUCAGCUCAGGUACUGAAAACCUCUGAUCAAACCUUGUCAAGGAAGGCAUUGCGUGAUGCAAUAAACUAUCAGACUCCUUUCGUUGAAGAGAAACACAACCCCAGUGAGAUUCCCAUGGGCAUGGAUGCCAGUUUGGGACAAAUCAGCUUACUUUCCAGCUUUGGCAGUAUUAUCAAGAAAGGGAGUGGAGAAGCAAAUUACAGCAUGUCCAGUUCUCAGUCAGCUAACAGUCUGAUUCCUGCUGCUGAUGCAAAAGGCAGUAAGUCACCUAAAGCAAAUAAAGAGAUUCUUCCUACAUACCAGACUUUGUUACCAAGUCCCAGAAGAGCUCUGGAGCUGUCUCCUGUUUCUCCAAGAGGCAGAAGCCGGACUCCUGUGGAGGGAGCAGGCUCAGGAGCCUUAGCGUUGGAUCAGGCUAGGCCAGGUUUCCUGCCACCACUGAACCCCCGGCCCCCAGGUCAGGAGCUCACUGUCAUAAACACAGUUUCUGGAAUGAUUUCUUACGGACAAACUCACUUAGCACCACCAGGACCUGCUUUCCCUAAGGGGACCAAAGACACCAAUCUGAUGCGGAGGAGGCCGUAUGAGCAGAUAACAGUCUAAGCAGAUUCAGCAGUUACUGCUUUUUUAACAGGAGAGCAAAGGGGAUAUUUGUAAAUAUUCACUGCAGUCCUUGACUGUUAUGGUACCUAUCACAAAAUAGAGCAGGUCUGUGCUGUAAAGUAAUGUGUGCCUCAGGAUGAGUGGAAUAGCUCAGAAACUAAAUGAGAAGACAUACUUACCCAGUGAGGCUGUCUUCUGCAAGCUAAGGAGGGUUUAUUUUGCUGGUUUUGUAAAGUUUUCAACUUGCCUGUAGCAGACUGAACCCACAAGGGUCCAUAAGCAUUGCAGUUCUCAUUGUAGGUUGUAAAUACCACCCGCCUAGAUUUCCCCGAACGCACGCCCUUUCAGCACCCAGAGAGGUGGUGCACACGGCAUUUGGGAACACGAAGCAUUUGACUGUGACGCUGGACAGCAGACUGCCUGUGUCCAGGUUGUAUAUAUGCAGAACCC